This is a messenger RNA of Suillus clintonianus, 2368 nucleotides long. Its product is annotated as WD40-repeat-containing domain protein. Lineage: Eukaryota; Fungi; Basidiomycota; Agaricomycetes; Boletales; Suillaceae. The coding region runs from base 122 to 2278 and encodes 718 amino acids. The transcript has 8 exons. The record is from RefSeq and is a predicted model, not a curated record. Gene Ontology annotation, molecular function: protein binding.
UUUAGUCCGUUUAUGUUCACACUUUGCCUCAACGUUUGAGCAUAGACUCUAGAGGCCCAUCUGGCUGCGCACCCAGACCUCCUGUAUCACCACAGCGCAUCAGUGCAGCAUACCAGAAAUUAUGAUAAGUCUCACCGACAACGGUUUUUCAGACGCAGAUAUCCGAGGACUCAAGCUCGCAUUCUCACAAAGCUGUAGCACUGCCAACGAAGCGACCACCAGCUCGGGGUUCGGGACAGCUCUGGCGCCGGCGAACUACCGAACUGGCUUGCAGUUCAACAGGAGCUCAGGUACUCCAGAGCAACGGAUCCCACCAGGUGGUAUUUGGACGGGAUCACCUGUAGACGUCAAAGGAAAAGGCGUCGCACGGAGCCUUGACUGGCAUUUGGCUACCAUGGCAUCGAAUGAUAGGGAGCGAGAAGAAAUGACAUACAAGCUCCUCGAGUCCCUUCCUCGUUCUGUGCUUGCAAGUCUGCAGCGCAGAAUGACGCCUCUAUUGCAGUUCGAUGUCGUCGGGGCCCUUCCCACAGAACUUUCUCUCCUCAUCUUUACGCAUCUCCCAGCAGCUUCCUUACUCACCUGCUCUCUUGUCUCCAAACGUUGGCACAUCCUCGCAACCGAUCAAGCACUCUGGCGUCGUCUUUGCCAUACACACGGAUGGGAAUGGCGCACGGACGUUGCUGCACCCACCCCUUGGGACGGACUUGGUAAUGCAGAUUCCGCGGAUGCAGUUGUUCGCGAAGAAAGGGAUGAAGAUGAAGGUAUGGGUGACGAAGAGGAGGACGAGGACGAAGGGAGCGGGGAGGGCGCGGGAGAUGUCGUUGAUUUUAUAGGGGAUGACUCGGUAGACUGGGCGUCCAUGCCGAUGAACAUUGACGACAUUGAAGCACAGGGUCUAUCUCAUCUCCUCAUACCUAUCAAUCGUGCCACUUUCUCCCCCUCAACAUCUGCCGUCAUCCCAUUAUCCCGUACCACAUCGCAGCAUGGCUUUUCAUCCCGACGCGCGCACCUUGCGCCUGACUAUAAGCUCCUCCACCAGACGCACAUGCUCCUACGCAACCGUUUCUGCCAGGGUACAUAUCGCAGGCGUACACUGCCUUGCGCAGAUGCCGGCGGACACAGUGCUGCAGUGUACUGCCUUUGGUUAUGGACGUAUCCAGCAGGGCUUGAUGGCCGGUCCGCACCCCUGCAGGUGCUAUUUACGGGCUCGAAGGACCGCACGGUUCGCGAGUGGGAUCUGCGCACGGACCGCGUACGGCGCGUGGUCGGUGAAUUGCAUGAAUCUAGUGUCCUGAGCUUAUGUGUAUCUUCUGACUUUGCGAAAUUGGGAGAAGGAGAGGAAGCGCUAGCAAACGAGCCCAGCAGUGCUGGGUUGCUGGUGAGUGGAGGUAGUGAUAGGCGUGUUGUUGUUUGGGACCUCGGCAAGGACAAGUUGGUCAAGGUGCUGCAAGAUCAUCUCGACAGUGUGCUUUGUGUUCGUGUUGAUAGCGGGAGAUUGGUGACGUGUUCCAAAGACCGAACUGUCAGAACAUAUGGGUUUCCGUCCUUGAAGCCUCAAUUCGUAUUUCGUGCGCAUCGUGCAGCUGUUAAUGCAGUCUCUGUCGUUGGCGACGUGAUAGUGUCUGGCUCUGGUGACCGUUCCAUACGUGUUUGGAAUGCAAACACUGGCGCGCUCAUCAGCACAUUUGAGGAACACCAUGCACGAGGCAUUGCCUCUAUCGAGUUCAGGCCCCCAUUCUUGUUGUCUGGCUCAUCAGACAUGCAUUUGCGCAUGUUUGACAUAGCUUCGUCGCAAGGCUGGUCGACAAGCCCUGAGUUCAAUACUCCUUCAGCCGCAGUUCCCACCUUGACCACCUCACCAUCGCAUGGCCAAGAUAAUAUUGCAAUGAUACCGGGACAGGGGGCAGCACCAUUCUUCUUGCAUUCCUCCCUAACACGAUCCAUGUCUAAUACCCCGCGGCCAGAUGCAAACACCGUCGUGUGUCAUGCUUGUGGGUCGCAUGGAUUGUCUGCACGGCGUGAGCAAGAGAGACAUACACAUCUCGUGCGAAGCGUUGCUCUUGGGGAGGAGUUUGCUGUCAGCGGGAGCUAUGAUCUAAGCAUAAAGGUGUGGGACAGGAAGACAGGGGCGCUGGUCGCUGACCUGAAUGGCGGCCACACGGGAAGGAUAUUCUGCGUGGGUUUUGAUUGUACCAAGAUUGUUUCGUGCGGGGAAGAUCAGAGGAUCUGUAUUUGGGAUUUUUCUCAUGGGAUUGAUACAUCUUUCAUCAAACUGUAGCCCUAGAUUCAUGCGAUACCCCGUGUUUUGGAAAGUCUCCCCUGUGGGGUCUGUAGAUUGUUUAUUGAUUGACCUUUUUGUGCUGCCGAA